Messenger RNA from Ruditapes philippinarum (Manila clam), 1125 nucleotides. RefSeq names its product aquaporin AQPAe.a-like. Gene Ontology annotation, cellular component: plasma membrane. Bases 92 to 988 code for a protein of 298 amino acids. Gene Ontology annotation, biological process: transmembrane transport. NCBI's taxonomy places the organism in Eukaryota, Metazoa, Mollusca, Bivalvia, Venerida, Veneridae. The record is from RefSeq and is a predicted model, not a curated record. Gene Ontology annotation, molecular function: water channel activity. The transcript is spliced from 6 exons.
CAACUCCAGCGCAAUCUAACGAAAACGUGUGACUAAAAGAUUAUUUCAAUCUUUUGAACAGUUCAAAAAAAUCAAAUUAAGGAUUUCAGUUAUGGAGGGUUAUUUUCUGUAUAUCGCUAACCAUCUGGAGAAUAUUCGACUAACCGACAGUCGGUCUUCUCUUCCAAAUAAGACAAUACACGAAUUGAAGACAUGGGAUCUUUGGCGCGCUGUACUGGCAGAAUUUGUGGCCACAGUUUUGUUUGUAUUUAUUGGAACAAUGUCGGCUUCAUAUGGUGGUUAUGAUUACACCAGGAUUGCGUUCACAUUUGGACUUAUGAUAGCUGUAUGUAUUCAAAUGUUUGGUCACGUGUCCGGCGGUCACAUGAAUCCGGCUGUUUCAUUGGCUAUGGCGGUUGCAACGAAGAUAUCACCUUCACGCGCUAUUGUUUACAUAAAAGCACAGUGCGCAGGUGGAAUAUUAGGAUCACUUCUCUUAAAAUGGGUGUUACCGUCUAGAUUUCAUGAAAAUCUUGGUAUGACGACAUUGUACAGUGAACUCUCAGAAGGUCAAGGACUUGUAUGUGAGAUAGUUUUCACAUUCAUCCUAGUUAUGUCCAUAUUUGGAACAACUGAUCCGAAUAGAGCACUGUUUGGGAGUCCUGCUCUUGGUAUAGGCUUCACUGUCGCAGUUGUUCAUCUGGCAGCAAUUCCUUUCACAGGAGCGAGCAUGAAUCCAGCGCGUUCAUUUGCGUCUUCUGCAGUUUCAACUGGUGACAACGCAUUCGAUAAUCAUUGGAUAUAUUGGGUUGGGCCAAUCAUCGGAGGAGUGGCAGCAGCUAUUGUGUACAAGUUUCUGUUUAGUCCAUACAGGGGAAAAAUGACAGUUGCUGAGGCUACAACAAAAAUGAUGGAGUCGAAUGACAUGAUUGUUAUUCCAAGGUCGUAUUUUAAAGAUCAUCCAAGUUCUGGAAAUGAAGAGAAAAUGUACCAGUCACUUCAAUUGUAAACAAGAUAUAUCGAAAAUUGUGUUAUGACUUCAAGAUAAAUAAUUGCAUCAGAUAAUGAUGACCAAAGUUUUAACCAAAGAAAAAUAUUAUUUCUCCUGUUAGAUGCAAUUAUGUAGUUAUUAAAUAAAGCAAUUAA